CUCAGUUUUUUCUCUGAUUUGGUGAAAUUAGAGUGAGAACACGUAUUCAGCGACAGAGGGUAGCUUCAGUUUAAUCAAACGAGGUUAGGAUACGAAAUUGUGCAUCUGCAGCAGUUGCAGAGUGUGUCGAAGGUGUUGAAAUGGCAGCAAUGAAGGGUCUGGGAAAAGACAUCCCUUACCUGCAACAACAAUUUGCCGCCUUACUUGGCAACACAAGUACCAGUGUCAAGUUCAUAUGCAUUGUUGUGUUAUUAACGUAUUGCCUCUCUUUUAUGGAGCAGGCAAUUAUUACACUAAGUGUCACUCCAGGUUAUCUGUUAUCACCAUCUUUCUGGAUUUGGACAGCAUUUACAUUUUGUUUUCUUGAAAUUCACUUCUGGGAAGUGUAUGUUGAUAUAAUAACAGUGGGGUUGUGUGGUAAACUUAUUGAACCACUAUGGGGUGCUAUGGAAAUGAUGACUUUUUUUGCAAUUGUUAAUAUUGGUGUUGCAGUUUUUUCUGCAUUAUUUUAUCUAUUUCUUUACAUGUGCACUGGUGAUACAGAUCUCUUGUUUCAUGUUCAUAUUCAUGGAUUAACGGGCUAUAUUGCUGGUGUCAGUGUUGCUGUUAAACAAAUAAUGCCAGAUCAUAUUUUAUUAAAAACCCCAAUUGGAAAAAUUACUAACAGAAAUAUUCCACUGAUGGUGUGGAUAGUCAGUUUAUUGUUAUGGGUUGUUGGACUGGUAGAAGGAACUCAUCCUACGAUGUUUUUAAACGGUCUACUUGUAUCUUGGGUUUAUUUAAGAUUUUACCAAAGACACACAAAUGGAACCAGGGGAGAUAUGGCUGAUAAUUUCACAUUUGCUAGCUUCUUCCCAAAUGUUUUACAACCACCAAUUGCAGUAGUGAGUAACACAAUACAUGGAUUCUUCGUUCGUAUUGGGCUUUGUAAAAAAGUGGUUCGGCGAUUUGAUAUGUCAAAUGCUCCACCUGGUCUAGUCAUCAAUUUACCCGGAAUUGAUCCUCAAGACAGUGAAAGGAGAAGACAAAUUGCAUUGAAAGCCCUGACCGAACGCUUAAAUAAAGAUCAUGCAAGACCAUGGCAACAAGACAGAAGCAAAAAACAUUCUCCUACUCCAGCGGCAGUGUCAAUAUCAAUACCCGAGUCAGCAACACCUAAGCCACUAGUAUCUCCUCUUAUUCCUCAAAUUAAUGCAAAUAUUCAUAAUCAACCGUCAACAAGUACGUGAUCGAAGGAUGUAUCAUAGAAUUACCAUUAAUAACUUAAAAAUACGUUAUGGUAAUUCAUUAAUAAUAAGAAAAGGGAAGUGAUUUCAUACGGAAUCGAAUUUAUAUCGAAAAUGAAACGUUCGAUGCAACAACUUGAUAUCAAGACUGUCUGCUUUCAUAUUAAAUGAUUUAAGUGCGUAAUCUCCUUUUAUUAUGAGCAUGAAUGUUACUAUAAAAGUUAUCGUAAUAGUGAUUAUGUGAUUAAAGCAGUUUAUUCUUAAUGAGAAAUAAAAAUUUAUCAAUGAAAUUUAAAAAACAAUAAAAAAAAAACCAUUCGAACUUUGACAAAAUUUUUUUAUUCA
Molecule: messenger RNA, 1571 nt
Organism: Chelonus insularis
Lineage: Eukaryota; Metazoa; Arthropoda; Insecta; Hymenoptera; Braconidae
Product: transmembrane protein 115
Exons: 4
Coding region: 141-1229 (362 amino acids)
Biological process (GO): retrograde vesicle-mediated transport, Golgi to endoplasmic reticulum
Cellular component (GO): membrane; Golgi apparatus
Source: RefSeq, a predicted model, not a curated record